UGAACGCAGUUCCAAGCCAACUUGCUCUUAGUAUCUGCAGCAGUUUCACUCCAUCGUUUCGCACCUUUUAUGCCUGUAUUUACGGAGAACAAGUGAUCUGCUCAAAGUCAGAAGACUUUCAGGCCUUCUGCAUCCCAGAAGCUCUUUUUGUAGAGCCCGUCUUCCAGGACAUAAUUCACACUAAGCAGUCCUUACCGGUUACUUCAAGUUUUUGGCCCUGUUACUCCAGUUCCCUCGUGUGUUCCCUUCUCCAGCCAUGGUCUACUGGAUCCUGAAGGGGAUAUUCCAGCUUGAGUUCUUCUGACUCACUGACCACUGAUCUUGCAGUAAUCCUUACCAAUGGUUUUUAUUUAAUCUCUUUUCCUAGUUUGCUUGUUUUUCUGUUUCGCCACUGACUUUUGGUUAUCUCUAGCCUAAUACAGCUUCACAGAGGUAAUUAAAAAUGUUACUCACGCAAUAACACAGAGAUGGUUUGCAGAAGUUAUCUCUAAUCCAUGUGCUAUGCAAUGUGUCUGAGACAUUGAGAUGGUCUUAGAGAGGUACUGUAUAGAGAGACUAUUGGCUAAAUCAGUGGCUGCUAUAAAGACACAGCUCAAUUUAGUAGAGUUCUGCCAAGUAACAGCAGCAGGGAAUAUGCCUUUUACCUUGCUUUUGCACUGACAUGUGAUACUGUAUUAAAGAAGAUAUGUAAGAAUGAUGCAGAACACACUGACAUGAGUUAUUCAAUAAUUGCCUUUUUUAUCGGAAGUGGGGAAACUUUGUCAAGCGUGUACCUGUAAGAUUAACUGGUUUGUUGUCGAUAUAAUUCAGUAUCACUUUAAAAUCACAUUUUGUAUUUUAAAUAAUGGCCCAACAUUUCAAAGUCAACAGAUGGCAAUAACAAUGAAUUAAUUAGUACCUUGCAGCUUCAGAUGGCAAGUUACGGUCCAGACACUCCUUUGCAAUUAGCACAUUUUUCCUGUCUUUAUAAGGAAAGUCUGACGCAGAGUGGUAAAAGGAAGCCUGUUGGAUUAGAGUAAUAGUUAUUUGGGAAGAAAGGGGUGGUACAACCUCACUGAGCUCUGGUAGUAGUGACAAAAAGUAGUCCUUACUUUAUUUUCUUUUCUGCCUUUCCCCCCCCCAAGCCAGCUAUCAAGAAAUGGCCAAAUCAUUACCUGUAGUAGCCCAGGAAGAUUUGGAUAGCUUUACUUUGACCAGGACAGGCUCAGGCUUUGCACUCAAAGCCUUUCAUAUUUCUUGGAACACCCACAUCUCGGUGAAGCUGCUGACCAGCCAGGCCACUCCAGAGAGGGAGUGGAAGUUGCUACUUCAGGAUCUAACAGAAGUCAGACGCUAUGAAUCUGAACGGCUCCUGCCUCCUCUUGGGAUUUACCAGUACCGUGGACUGGCAGGAAUAGUGACUGAAUGGAUGAACAAUGGGUCGCUCCACUCACUCAUCCACGAGCAUCAGCUGUACCCAGAAGUUCCGUCCCCGCUACUCCUAAGAAUCCUGUCGGAUGUGGCUGAAGGGCUCCAUCACCUCCACAGCCUGGGGCCAGCGUUCUGCCACGGCAGCCUCAGACCUUCCAAUGUGCUUUUGGAUACGCAGUACAGAGCCAAGAUAUCAGAUUAUGGUCUGACCAACUGGCGGAAACAACAACUGAGGUCAGACCUGCAGAACUGCAACCAGAGAAACUGCCAGGACUUAGUGUACCUCCCUCCUGAGAUACUCGAAGGAGGCCGUCCUUCCCAAGAAGGUGACAUUUACAGCUUUGGAAUACUGUGUUGGGAGAGCCUAAGCAGACGGAAACCUUUUGAAGGUCACACAACCCUGCUGGAAGUUUUGACAGGAAUCUGCAGCAGUUUGCGCCCUGGCAUUUCGGAAAAGUUUAUACCAAGCAAUUUGCCAGAGAGGAACAGAUUGUUGUACCUUAUCGCUCUGUGCUGGCAUCAGGAUCCAGAUUCCAGACCACGUGCUGCAGAAUGUGCAGACCUUCUAAAUGGAAUUUUGACUAGUAUAAAUAAGGAGGCAAUUUCCACUGCAGUCUACAAUCUAAUGGAUGCAAAGGAGACAGCACUUAAUGCAUGCAAAGGUUCACAAACAUACACGCUGCAGACAGGCAUGUGCAAUUCAGAGGUUAUCUGUUCACCGAAACCCAACCAUGGAGUCAGCAAGAAAAUUCCUUUUGUAGUGCCAAGUCUGUCAACUAUUCUAGUUGAUAGCGAUGCAAAUAAUGCAGGAAGAGAAAACAUUCCUGAGACGGUUCUGUCAAAUACUAUCAAACAGAACACAACAACAAAGAAAGAUCACCCAGCAGGCUCUGACAGCAGAAAAUCCUAUUCCUUUUGCACGAUUCCUCUGUCUGGUUCAACUGCAGGCAAAGACAGCAGUCAGCGUAAGGACCCGCCACUGGCUCUUAAGCACAGACCACAACUUACACAUCUCGAACAAACAGUGACAGAUCUUUGCUGCAAGGGAAACUGCUGUCAAAUACUUUCCUGCCAGAGACGGACCAUACUGAGCUGCAUGACAGAAGGACGCCUCAACCACAUCCUCGAUGUCCUUCGCUCGCAGCAAACGUUGUCCCGAAUGGAUUACGAGACAAUUACCUCUUACCCCACAGUGACUGGGCGUGCUCGGGCAUUGCUGGACACUUGCCUUUGCCUCGGAGAGCAGGCAGCACAGGUUGUAGUGACUGUACUCUCGGUGACAAAAUGCAGUCCUCUGGGACGAGGCAGCCAUUGCCCAGACUGUCCUUCUAAGGUAAACAGGCUGUUGUUGUGACAUUUUGCAAUUUGUUACAUGGAUCAGAGCAAUUUGGUAAAUUGGAAUGGCAAUGAUUCACAUUAAUGCUUCAUAACCCAUUGGCUGAAGUCGAUCCUUCCUACGGUCCAUGAUUUUAGUUCUCCAGUGGAAAAAGCUAGCUGGAUUAAAAGGUCAAGUCAACCACUGCCUGUAGAAAUUACCAAGACUGGUAAUUUGGACCUCAGAGCUGGGAAGAGUGCAAUGUGUACCAGAGCAAAUAUAGUUCAAGUCAGAUGACACCCUAUUCCCUUGAUUUUUCAGAAGGGAGGAAAAUGGUUCAUUACUUUUUGGAGGUCACACUACGGAAGAACGGCUGUUACUAAAUCCUUCCAAAUAAGGAUAGCAAGUAACAGGGUGCCAGAUGAGGAGAAAAAAAUUACUGCCUUUCACUGAGCUCAUAUCUGAGGCAGCUGUUAAAAUCUUAAGAGAAUCAAGAAAUAUUUCUUCAACAGGGCCUUAAGUAAGACUUGGAAAUUUUAUCUUAUGCAUAGAAAUUAUUUUAUUUUCAUUCACAAAUGGCCCUAAGCUCUGAAAAUGGGGCACUGAUAGCAGUGCUUUGGAGAGGUGGGGCUUAAAGUAUUCACUAAGUGGAAAAACAUUAAUACCUCACAUCCAUGCAGUUCUCUAGGUAUGUCUGCAGUUUAAAUGUAAAAUUAAAUCAGGAAGAAGUGCCAAGCUGAUUGUUUUGAAAUAGUGGUUCUGCUGAACUACAAAGGAAAGUAGUAACAUUAUUUUAAUUCUACUGAAAAUGAAGUUAUAUCCUAUGCUGGUUUUCUGAAGGCACAGUGGGAUUCCUUCAAGCUUCACGGCACUGGUUAACAUGAUAACUUGUUAUACAAUCUACAAGUAUUUCAAAUGCAAAACCUGUGCUGUUUCUCUGUUGCAUUUGUUCACUCUGUAGUUUCAAACUGAAUUCAGUAGUUUAAUAUAGAAUCAUUUCAGUCGGAAGAGACCCUGAGGAUCAUAGAGUCCAGCCACAACCAAACUCUAGCACUAAACCAUGUCCCUAAAUGGUUUGAGGCAGCCAGUUUUUUACGCCUGGACACAAGGAGGCAUCACCAAAGUGGGUCAGGCCUGCAUAUUGAGGCUCCUGUUCCCUUUAGAAAGGCAUGUGUUGCAAUUCCACAUUUCUUUUGCUUUGUGGGGCUAUUUUUGAUGGAGUUUGCUGCGUGAUUUUGUCACUUCUCAAUGUUAUAGUUUGGUUCUGCUUGCGAAGCCUCAUUCCUAUCAGGAACGCACACUCUUCCUUCUAGGAGGGGCAGCAACGUGCUGCCUUUGCCCCCUUAUAUUCCUCAGAAGUUGCUGCAUUCCACAUCCAGGGCCUCGCACCUGUUGAGCAGAGGCACCUACUGGAAGGGUGGUGGGUCACCACAGCUGGGACUCGAACCCAUGACCCCUGAUUUAAGAAGCCAGUUCCUGGGGCUCCUGAGGAGACUGGGGCUCCUCUUGGGCCACUGGGGCUCCUUUGGAACAGCAGGUUGCAAUUUUCAAUACAGUGAUGAUGCAUUUUCUAGGCACAUCUAAGAUGUAUUUGUUACAUCAUAUGCUAGGAUGCUGCUGGAACUACAAAUGUACAUUUUUCCACAUAAGUUCAUUAAGAGUGCCUUGAGAUAAUAUAUUGUUACAAUUAAAAGCAAUGUCUAUCAGAAUGUGUUGAAAAUAGUUUGCCUAUUAAAGGAGCUAAACAUGUA
Messenger RNA from Columba livia (rock pigeon), 4476 nucleotides. Its product is annotated as receptor-interacting serine/threonine-protein kinase 2. The record is from RefSeq and is a predicted model, not a curated record. NCBI's taxonomy places the organism in Eukaryota, Metazoa, Chordata, Aves, Columbiformes, Columbidae. Gene Ontology annotation, molecular function: ATP binding; protein kinase activity. Gene Ontology annotation, cellular component: cytoplasm. The coding region runs from base 1139 to 2764 and encodes 541 amino acids. Gene Ontology annotation, biological process: signal transduction; protein phosphorylation; regulation of apoptotic process. The transcript is spliced from 12 exons.